Molecule: messenger RNA, 1563 nt
Organism: Thermothielavioides terrestris NRRL 8126
Lineage: Eukaryota; Fungi; Ascomycota; Sordariomycetes; Sordariales; Chaetomiaceae
Exons: 1
Coding region: 1-1563 (520 amino acids)
Biological process (GO): protein ubiquitination; negative regulation of gene expression via chromosomal CpG island methylation
Molecular function (GO): ubiquitin protein ligase activity
Source: RefSeq, a predicted model, not a curated record
AUGGCCGAAGUACCGGUUUCCGUUUCUGGUUCGGUCCGGGCUCAGUCGGCUCCCGGUGUGGGUGGGGCCGUGCCGGGUGGGGCCGUGCCUGCCGCUCCGUCCGGUCUGGCCAAUCCGGCCAAUCCUCAAUCUCCGGCUCCCGCCAACUCGGCUUCUGCUGCCGCGUCGACUGCCGCCGCCGCCACUGCUGCCGCCCCCGCAGCUGCCACCGCCCCCGCCGCCAUCCCCGCCCGCGCCAACAACACCACGGUGCGAGCCUGGACCGGCUCACUUGAGCAGGGCAGGAUGCAGAUCUGCGGAUUGAUUGCCCGGUCCAGGAGGCACCACCAGGAGGGCAACGUCCCUGAAGCCGAGCUCCACAACCGCAGGGAGGAUGUCCGGGCCUUCCUGUGGUACCUGGAGUUCCAGUACAGCGGCCCGAUCUCGCAGCUCAGGGCACGCCAGAACAUGAUCGACAAAGCCCUGCAGCUGCUGUUCAAGGACACGCACCGAGAGUACGUGCCCGCCGACAUCUCGCGCACCGCUGCCACCGUCUUUGCCCUGUUCGACCGCGCCAACUGGGGUGCGGGCGGCAACAACACCAACAGCGCCGCCAACGCAGCCAACGCAGCCGCCGCAGCCGCAGCCGCCGCCACCAUCGCUCCCACCUCCACUGCCAACACGGCCUCUACCAACGCCGGCCCGAGCAGUGCUGCCCCCGCCAACGCCGUCUCAGCAAACGCCGCACCGGCCCACGCCGCACCUGCCAACGCCGUCCCAGCCAACGCCGUCCCAGCCAACGCUGUCCCAGCCAACGCUGCGCCGGCCAACGCUGCACCGGCCAACGCCGCCCCUGCAAACGUCGCCAGCACCGCCAACAACGCCGUCUCCGCCCCCGUCCCGGCCCCGGGCUCCAACACCGACGCCAACGGCAACCGUCUCCCGCCGGCCAACCACCCCAUCUGGGGCACCAACGGCAUCAUGCACGGCAUGUACAUGGUGCGCGGCCCUGGCAACCGGCCCACGUACCGCUACGACCCGCGGUACAUGCACCAGAAGCGCGACGCGCGCGUAAUCGGCGCCAACGGCCUGGUCCCAGGCGCCUGGUGGCCGCUGCAGGCGCUGGCGGUCUUCCACGGCGCGCACGGCCAGACCAUCCGCGGCAUCUCGGGCAGCGCGACGCAGGGCGCCUUCUCGAUCGUCAUCUCGGGACGCGCGCGCGCCACCUACGCGCACCUCGACGCGGACAACGGCCACACGGUGCAGUACGCGUCGGACUCGCCGGCGGCCGCGCCGUCGUCGGACACGCGCGCGCUGCAGACGUCGCUGCGGACCGGCGCGCCGGUGCGCGUGCUGCGCGGCGCGGGCGCCCGCGCCCACGCCCUCGCCCCGCCCGUCGGCAUCCGCUACGACGGGCUCUACCGCGUCGUCGCCUCCCGCCGCGCGCCCGACCACCGCGGCGAGGAGUGCCUCGUCUUCCGCCUCGUGCGGGAGCCCGGCCAGCUGCCGCUGGCGCAGAUCUGUGCGGCGUCGCCGACGCCCGCGCAGAUCCGCGCCGAGCGGCGGUUGCGCCGGGGGUACUGA